AUGUUGUUGAAACCCGCCACCCCCCUCACCAUCCUUUUACUUGUCGCCUUCGCCCUCCUGCUCCUCUCCGUCAUCUCCACUCCGAUCGUCAAGGGUAUCCCUCUCGCCACCUAUAAUGAUGUCGACUAUGGCGUCUUUGGCUACUGCAAGAGCGGCGUCUGCACCAAUAUCCACAUAGGCUACACCAAGGAGGACAUUAACAACACCGGCGAUGACUUCAAUCUCCCCUCCACCACCCGUACCUCCCUCUCCUCCAUCCUCAUCGUCCACCCCGUCGCCGCUUUCCUCACUCUCGUCUGCCUCUGUCUCGCCGCUGCCGCCCACUUCCACGCCCCGUCGCAUUCGCCCCGAUACCUCCUCGCCCUGCUGAUCCUCCUCCUGCCUACCCUGCUCGUCAGCUUGCUUGCCUUUCUUGUCGACAUCCUCCUCUUCGUCCCUCAUCUCGGCUGGGGCGGGUGGAUCGUCCUCGCCGCCACCAUUCUGCUCAUCACCUGCGGCAUCGUCACCUGCGCCAUGCGCCGCACCCUCGUCAGUCGCAAGGCCCGCAAGCGUCGCAUCGCAGAGAACGCCGAGAUGAGCGGCGAGAACUACUAUAAUCGCCAGGCCGCCGCCAAUGCCGCCCUCAAUACCACGUCCAUCCCCGUCGAGACCAAGGAGACUAUCGUUCACGGCCCCUCGGGCUCUCUCGGCAGCGGCCCCACUGUCGCCACCUUCCGCGCCAGCGACGACGACCGCACCCCGCUCAAUGGCGCCGCCCCCGACCCCCCCGUCCUCGACGACGGCGCAUACCACUCCCCGCCCCGCGACGACUGGAAUGGCCCCUACGCCGCCGCCCCGCCCAUGCGACCCCCGCGGGGCCCGCCCCGGGGGCCUCCGCCCUCCGGCCCCCGUGGUCGCGGCGGCUAUCCCGGUCGCGGCGGCUGGGGACGCGGUGGUCCGUAUGGGGGACCCCGCGGUCCGCCCCCCGGCGCCCGCGGCGGAUACGGCCCGCGCGGCCGCGGCGGUCCCUACGGUGGUCCCUACGGCGGUCCCCCGCCCGGCGGAUAUGGUGUCGGUCCCUGGUCCGGCCCCCCUGCCGAGGAGGACCCCUACGCGUAUCGCGGCCCGUCCCCGAUGGGCGGCGGGCGCCACCCCUCGCCCGGUCCGAUUGGCAUGGCCGUCUCGGAGGACCAGGCGAUCGAGAUGACGCCGCAGCCGCGUCGCAUGGGCUCCACGGAGCCGGAUCCGGGUCUGUCCGUCAACGCCUACCCGGAGCCUGCCAGUCCUUCCAGCCUGUACAGCCGGACGCCAAUGCGCCUGCUUACGCUCAAUAGCUCGUACAUCCCCGCGCGGGCCGUCUGGGGCCCCGACCUCCGCGUCGGGACCUCUCCCUCGCCGAUCCCCAUCUACGGGGCGCCCCCGCCACUCUCCCGCCCCUCGCCCUCCCCCGACGAGCCGGACGCCGUCGCGCCCCUCGCGAACCGAACCGGACCGAGCGCGGGUAAUGCCCGCCUGCCCAGCGCGCUGAUGCCGGGUGGCAAUGGUGAGCGGACACCGCUGGACGAUGUGGAGGAAGGCCCCAGCUCACCGACUACUAGCGAUAUAAGCCAUUUUACCUCCAUUUCGGAGCGGCCGGUCAAUCCGCGGUGGCAUCCACCGCCGCCGCCCCCGAUGCCCACCCGUACGAAGCAGAGUAUCUUGUUGGAGAAUAAUCCUGAUUUUGACCUGCGCGUCGGUGCGGGCCGGGGGGGACGCAUGCCGGCCACCAGAUACCCCAUUCCUUGA
Aspergillus candidus is the source of this 1764-nucleotide messenger RNA. RefSeq names its product putative pH signal transduction protein PalI. The transcript has 3 exons. Gene Ontology annotation, cellular component: cell division site; plasma membrane; growing cell tip. The record is from RefSeq and is a predicted model, not a curated record. NCBI's taxonomy places the organism in Eukaryota, Fungi, Ascomycota, Eurotiomycetes, Eurotiales, Aspergillaceae. Bases 1 to 1764 code for a protein of 587 amino acids.